AUGAAGCUUGAUAGAGAGACAAAACAUAAACAUCAACUCAUUGUGAACGCCAAGGAUCAUGGGACUCCAUCUUUGUCGAGUAACGUGACUGUUGACGUCAUUGUCACUGAUACAAACGAUCAGAAUCCUGUACUUGUAAUCGACAAUAAGAUACUUGAAAUACUAGAGAAUGCAACGAUAGGAAGCAUCGUAACUCGUGUUUAUGCUACUGACGCUGAUUUAAGUGAAAAUGCUAAGAUAGGUUAUAGAAUUGUCAGUGGAAAUGAUGAUGGAGUUUUUGAAAUCAAUAACAAAACUGGAAUAGUGUUCACCGUCAAAACAAUGGAUCAUGAAUCUUUACAACAAUAUCAGAUUGGUGUCCAGGCCUACGACUUUGGCUCGCCGAGUCUUCAGUCCGAUAUUCAAGUCAUCACAAUCAACAUCCGGGAUGUAAAUGACAAUCGUCCAUUUUUCUUUCAGAAAAGUGUUACCUUAAGUGUCUUUGAAAACAAGGCACCCGGUUCAUUUGUAGGAGGAAAUGGGGCAAAUAUUUUUGCCAUUGGUGAAACAAGUGGUACUAUCACAACGACAAAAUCUCUCAUAUUCGUCUUGGUAGAUGAUCAACGAGUCCGUUUAACAUUAGGAAUCAAUGAUACAGAGUAUGUACGCAACAACAUAGAUAAAAUUAAGAGAAUUCUCGACGAAGCUACAGGUCUGGAGUUUAAUAUUGAUAACAUUCAGUAUCAUCUUCAAGACAACGGAAGAUACGACUUAUCAAAGACGGACAUCUUCAUGCAUGCUGUUGAUCCAAAAACAAACCAAGUUGUGGACAAACGCAAGGCAUUAAGCCAAAGCAAGCAGACAUUGAAAAUAAAGGUUUUGACACAGUACUAA
This is a messenger RNA of Xenia sp. Carnegie-2017, 873 nucleotides long. Its product is annotated as protocadherin beta-1-like. Gene Ontology annotation, cellular component: plasma membrane; catenin complex. The transcript has 9 exons. Gene Ontology annotation, biological process: homophilic cell-cell adhesion. NCBI's taxonomy places the organism in Eukaryota, Metazoa, Cnidaria, Anthozoa, Malacalcyonacea, Xeniidae. The record is from RefSeq and is a predicted model, not a curated record. Gene Ontology annotation, molecular function: calcium ion binding; cadherin binding. Bases 1 to 873 code for a protein of 290 amino acids.